Brachypodium distachyon (stiff brome) is the source of this 1921-nucleotide messenger RNA. RefSeq names its product calmodulin-binding receptor-like cytoplasmic kinase 2. The transcript has 6 exons. The record is from RefSeq and is a predicted model, not a curated record. Gene Ontology annotation, biological process: protein phosphorylation. Bases 244 to 1557 code for a protein of 437 amino acids. Gene Ontology annotation, molecular function: ATP binding; protein kinase activity. Lineage: Eukaryota; Viridiplantae; Streptophyta; Magnoliopsida; Poales; Poaceae.
GAAGUCCAGAGUCCUGAACCAGUCCACCCUGACGCCCUCAACACGCGCUCGGAGAAGAAGAAUUAAACUAACCCUUCUCGGCUUCUCCUUCCUUCCUUCCCCGUCCCGAUCGUGUCAUCAAAACCGCCGCUUUCCACAGCACCACCAGCAGCAGCAGAACCAAGUCCCGCAAUCCCGUUUCGCGCACGCGGCUGCCGCCUCGCCACGCGAUCGAUUUCGGGGCCCUGCCGCCUGCCGCGGGCGAUGAGGAGCAGCAGCAGCACCAGCAGCGGCGGGGGGAGGAGGAGGCGGACGAGCGACUACCACGGCGGCCGCGCCAGCAGCGGCGACCUGUCCCGCUUCUCCGUCGCCACCGCGGCGUCGUCCUCUUCCUCCGCCCCCGCCGCCUCCGAGCGCUCCGCCAACGGCGGCCGCGGGGCGGCCUUCCUCGACGCCUUCCGGUCCUGCUUCUCCCCCGCGGAGGCCCGCUCGCCGGAUACCUCCUUGUCCGAGGACUUCCACCCCUCCCGCCAACUCUCGCAGUCCAUAAGCUCUCAAGGUUCUAGCAGUGGAAGCACUUUUGAGAGCAAGAGAUCAACUAGAGGACUGUAUGGCCCCAUUCAUAGGAAUUCUUCAGAAAGGGAGAUACCUGGAGACAGAAAGUUCUCAUUGCCAGAGAUCCAGAAAGCAACAAAGAACUUCUCGCCCAACCUGAAGAUUGGGCAGGGUGGUUCUGGGACAGUAUACAGAGGUCAGCUCAGUGAUGGCACCCUCGUUGCUGUCAAACGGGCUAAGAAGAAUUUGUAUGACAAGCACAUGGGUCACGAGUUCCGGAACGAGAUAGAGACAUUGCGAUGCAUUGAACACCUGAAUUUGGUUAGGUUUCAUGGGUUCCUUGAGUAUGGUGGUGAGCAGUUGAUCAUUGUGGAGUAUGUUCCCAAUGGCAAUCUUCGAGAACAUCUGGAAGGUCUAAAUGGAAAAUUUCUAGAGUUUUCUGUGAGAUUGGAAAUUGCAAUUGACGUGGCUCACGCUAUUACGUAUCUUCACACCUACUCUGAUCAGCCGGUCAUCCACAGGGACAUCAAAUCCUCGAACAUUCUUCUCACGAACAAUUGCCGGGCUAAGGUUGCUGACUUUGGAUUCGCCAAACUGGCUCCUAGUGAUGCUACCCAUGUCUCUACUCAAGUGAAAGGAACAGCAGGUUAUCUUGACCCAGAAUAUCUUAGAACAUACCAGCUCACUGAGAAGAGUGAUGUCUACUCCUUUGGGGUGCUGCUGGUGGAGUUGGUUACUGGGAGGCGCCCCAUAGAUCCAAAGAGGACCAUCAUUGAACGUGUCACUGCAAAAUGGGCAAUGGAAAAAUUUGCUGAGGGGGAUGCGAUAUUAACGCUGGAUCCAAACCUGGAAGCGACCGAUGCAAUUAACCUAGCAGUCGAGAAGAUAUACGAGCUGGCAUUGCAGUGCUUAGCACCCAAAAAGAGGAACAGACCGAGCAUGAGACGGUGUGCCGAGAUCCUAUGGAGUAUACGUAAAGAUUACAGGGAGUUGGCUCUACUACCAACCUCCUGCAUGAAUUGAGGAAGUUCAUCUAGAGCAAUCAAGAAAAGAAAAGCAAAAUCUCAGAUUGCCUCUCUUAAAAGCAUGGAGGCAUGGAUUACACGAUUGGUGGGUGCUGAAUCUACACCUUCAGCUAGGGUCUACGACUCUAUGUAGUUAUGAAAUGGGACACGUGGCCUUCCUAGAAAGCAUGUGUUCAUUAGAUAGCAGCUAGGAAGAAUUCCAUAGAAGUCCUAUAUAUAUACAUGUAUCCGGAAAUUUACUGUUGUCUGAGUAACACAAACAGUUUCGAAUAUGAAUAUACAAUGGUAUGCAUAUGUUGUAGUUUUUUUUUCUUCACUUCUCUUACACUGGUAGAUGGAUAAAGAAAUAUGAUUCCUGAGGA